AAGCUAUUAUUUAUUCAAACACAAGAGAUUACGAUUAUAAAUUUUAAAAAGUCGUAGAGAGAGAUUCUCAUGAAACUUUAUUGAUGUUGAUUGAUGUGUCAUUGGAAUUGGACAAAAAGAUGUCGAAUGAUACCGAAAUGACAUAUAAAAUAUGAUCAGUAAACUUUAUAUUAUACUAUAGAAUUCACUGGAUAUGAUAGAAUAUAUGGAACAAACGAAAUUAUGGUGUAGAAAAACCUAUAUUUAAUAUUUCUUUUCAUUACUAAUAUUAAGAGUGGCUAUUGUGAAGAAUGAUUGAACAUGUUGAAUGUUGAACAAUGCUGCUAUUUUUUUACAAGAAUAAUAUACAUAUUUUGACAAAAAAGAACGCAGUUGAAAAAAACAUUAUAUAUUAAUUACAUAGAAAUGUCUCCAGUAAUUCAAAAAGUAAAACAUUCCACAUCUGAUCAAUAUAUCCAAAUGCAGCAACUAUUGCCAAUUAAAUUUGCACGAGAGAAUGAAACAAACAGAAUAUCAAAUGCUCUGAAUGCUAUCAUUCCGUAUGCUACUUUAAGAAUGCACAGUCAUCAAUUGUCUAAUGAAGAAUGUGCUAAUGCAAUUGCUAAUCAUCUGCAAUCAAGUAAUAAAUUUAUGCAGAAUGAUCUUACAUCAGAGCGAUUCAGGAUGGAAACAUUGAGAGCAAUGCCACAAUGCCUCACUGUAAAGAGAUCUGUUAAGUCACAGCUAUUGGCGAUUAUUAAUCGAAAGUCAAAGAAAAAAUCGAUUAGUUAUUGGAAAUGGGUCAAAUAUAACAUUAGUUUAAAAUUUGCAAAGAUUUGGGUGAUAAUGCAGAACAACUUGUUGACAAUGAAAUUGUGGCAUCAAACAAUAAAAACCAUUGAAAGUCACAAUGGAAAUGGUGUAGCAACAUAUUUUAAAUUUUUGAGAUGGUUGUUUUUUCUCAACAUAAUUUCCUGCAUUUUAAGCAUAUUUUUUAUUGUACUACCACAAUCAUUGAAUCAAACACAUAUACCAAACAAUGUUAAAGUAUUAGACUUCUUAACAGGCAGUGGCUUUUUCUCUCACACAAUAAUGUAUUAUGGUUUUUAUUCCAAUGGCACAGUAAACACAUUAUUUGGGACCAAAUAUAGCAUUCCAUUUGCCUAUUUCCUAAUGCUGCUUUUUUGUUACACAGUUAUUUUUAUUAUACUUUCUGUUAAAAUUAUAUCUUCCUAUAGAAAAUCUUAUAUUGAAACACAUGGAAAAGUGCACGAUUUAUAUAGUAACAAAAUAUUUUGUGGAUGGGACUUUAGCAUAUCUUUACCAAAAACUGCCACUUUACAAUCAGCAUCUAUUUACAAAGAAUUGGAGGAAAUGUUGGCAGAAACGAGACAGCACGCGCGUUUGCAUUGGCUUGACAAAUUUUUGCUAAUUAUAAUGCAACUUAGUGUAACAACUAUUAUUAUGUUUAUGAUUUGUGGUGCUGGUGCAUUUGUUUGGCUACUAUUACGACAUUAUGAGAUAGGAGCAUCCAGAAACAUUUCAGUGAUGAUUGUACCAAUAAUCAUUACCAUUAUGAUUCAUAUCUUUCCAGCAAUUAUUUCCUAUUUAGCAUCACUGGAACACUAUAACAAUAAACGCACGGAAUUUUACAUAACAAUUAUUAGGAAUCACACAGUUGCUGCGAUAAUAAUUGGUACCUUGUUUGCCUUCUGGAUAAUCAACAGUACAUCACAUUGUUGGCAAACGGACUUAGGAGAAAAAAUUUAUCGACUUAUCAUAGUGGAUUUCAUCGCUUCCAUAUUCGGGAUAUGUUUGCAAUUUACACGUUCCAUGUUGUAUAAGAGGUCGUCGACGAAAAUCGGCAGACCGGAAUUUGAUGUCGCUCGCAAUACAUUGAAUCUUAUAUACAAUCAGACACUCUUUUGGAUGAGUUUCUAUUUUAGUCCGCUAAUGUCUCUUAUAAUUAUGAUAAAGUUGAUCUUCACGUUUUAUAUAAAGAGAUACGAGUUGAAAAAAUGCUAUCAACAGUCGUCGCAGUUUUGGCGAGCGGCGCAAACGCAAACUCUGUUCUUGGCUCUUGCAUUUAUUGACAUGAUCGUCGUGUUGCUUACAAUAGGAUAUAUCAUUACGAAUGUGGAAAAUGACGACUGUGGACCGUUCAGAAAUUAUUCUCACACUUGGGAUUUUAUCGUCGAUGGGAUGUUAUCGUUAAAAAGAGAUAGCACAUUUUGGAGUGUUGUGUCAGAACUUGCGAGGCCGGUAACUGGUGCUGCAAUAUUGGUCGGCAUGUGUAUUACAGUGUACUGUUUGCGAGCAAAAACACAAGCGAGUAAAGAAAUGUUGCAAAUUUUGUCCAACAUGCUUCUUCUGCAGUCUCAAGAUAAGCAAUUUCUCAUGAAAAGUUUCACUAAAUUUGCCAACGAACAUGCUUUCGUUCAUAGUGAGAUUAAUCUUAUCCAAUGUGCUAAUUCUGAGCAAAAUCAUGGAAAUGAAGAAAUUAUACAGUCUCGCCGACGUAAUUUACCAUCGACCAGUUUUGAAGAGAGAUUAUAGAUAAUAAUAUAUAUACUAAUUGACAAUUUGAUGGCAAAUUGCCAAAGCAUACAUUAGAAAUUGAUAGGAUAUUUUUUCAUAGUUAUAUUUAUGCUUAUAGAGGUAUUAUUUUAAAAUGUUUUUGCUUUUACAAAUUUAAACGUUUAAAAUUGUGCCACUUGUGUAUGUGAUAAAUAAGAAUAUAUUUUUAAUAUAAGAAAUUUUUAUGAUAGUAUAAAAAUACGCGUAAAUAUUUGUGUAACAAUAUAUUUAUAAAAUUGAGGGGGGAAAGUAUAUACUCUCUAUAUAUAUGUAUGAACAGAUAUUUUAUAUUUUUAUAUUAUGGCAUAUAUAGAAUAUUCG
Messenger RNA from Formica exsecta, 2877 nucleotides. Its product is annotated as transmembrane channel-like protein 1. Gene Ontology annotation, molecular function: mechanosensitive monoatomic ion channel activity. The coding region runs from base 406 to 2535 and encodes 709 amino acids. NCBI's taxonomy places the organism in Eukaryota, Metazoa, Arthropoda, Insecta, Hymenoptera, Formicidae. The record is from RefSeq and is a predicted model, not a curated record. The transcript has 11 exons. Gene Ontology annotation, cellular component: plasma membrane.